Messenger RNA from Pyrgilauda ruficollis (rufous-necked snowfinch), 3926 nucleotides. It is a transcript of the gene CDKN2AIP, whose product is annotated as CDKN2A interacting protein. Lineage: Eukaryota; Metazoa; Chordata; Aves; Passeriformes; Passeridae. The record is from RefSeq and is a predicted model, not a curated record. Gene Ontology annotation, cellular component: nucleoplasm; nucleolus. The coding region runs from base 29 to 1849 and encodes 606 amino acids. The transcript has 3 exons.
GCGGGGCGGGUGUUUCCGCGGGGCGGCGAUGGCGGGGAAGGCGGCGGCGGGCGAGCCCCUGGGGCGGACGGCGGAGGAGGCGGCCUGGGCGGACACGCUGCGCGGGGCCUGCGAGCCUGAGCACCACUGGCGGUACCGCCGGGAGUUCCUGCUGCGCAACGUGGGGGAGCUGCCGGCGGCGGGCAGCGCCCAGCUGCAGCGCCUGGUGUCCCUCUCCAUGGUGUGGGCCAACCACGUCUUCCUGGGAUGCCGGUACCCGCCGCAGGUCAUGGAGAGGGCGCUGGAAAUGGCCGAAGGCAUCCAAGUGACCAACGCGCCUGUCCGCACCACGAGAGACGAACUGGUUGCCAAGGUGAAGAAAAGAGGCAUAUCAAGUAGCAAUGAAGGGGUAGAGGAGCCCUGCAAGAGACAAGCUGUGGAGAAAAGCAGAGACUCUAAGGAUGUUGGAAAGGAUGUGAAAACAACGAAGGCAGAAGGAGUGAAGGAAACAGAGAGCAUCUUGCCCAAAAAGCAGGAAAAAGGUACUAGCAAAGAUCCAGAAACUUCCCAGUCAACUUGCAGUUCAGAUCAAGAAAUGGUCAUAGUCUUAGACAGAGAAACAGAAGGAAAACCUGCUAAUGCUGAGAGUACUGCUGAGCAAAAGCCACCUUCAUCUGAAAAAGAGCCAGGAAAGAAGCCUUGCUCAAGCCCACCUAAGGAAAGCAAGUGUGAAAAUGUGCCAUCACCCGAAAAGAAAACUACAGUAAGUGUAGCACCACUGGCUGCCGAGGGCACCCCUCAGGCAGCAGCAGUGGAGGCAGCACUGCCACCAGCUGCCAAGAGCACCCCACAGGCAGCAGCGGUGGCAGCAGCAGUGCCAUCAACCUCCAAGAGCACCCCACAGGCAGCAGCGGUGGCAGCAGCAGUGCCAGUGACCACCAAGAGCACCCCACAGGCAGCAGCAGUGCCACCAACCACCAAGAGCACCCCCCAGACAAGUGCUGCAUUGCUGUCUUCCAAAACCCAGGUGGGUGCCCCAGCAUCGGUGUCCAAGAACGGUGCUCAGAUGAGCAGCUCGCUGCUUCUGGCCCCCAAGAGCGGUGCUCAGGUGGGCACCUCGCUGCUUCUGGCUUCCAAAGGCCCGGCUAAGGUGGGCUCCCCGCUCCUGGCCUCUAAGAGCAGCGCGGAGGUGGCCGCCUCGCUGCUGGCCGCUCGGAGUGGUGCGCAGCCGGGCUCCUCGCUGCUCGCUUCCAAGAGCAGCGCUCAGGUGGCGGCUUCGCUGCUGGCCGCUCGGAGCGGAGCUCAGCAGGGGCCCUCCCGGGGCGGAGCUCAGGCAGGUGCUUCCCUGCUGGCCUCCAAGAGUGGCUCGCAGGCAGCUGAAAGCCCUGCGAAGGCUUUGUGCAAACCCCUAACCAGCGAAGAUGCAAAGGAAAGACAGCCUUUUUUCAACAGACUCUACAAAGCUGUAGCCUGGAAACUGGUUGCUGUUGGAGGCUUCAGUCCUAAUGUAAAUCAUGCAGAACUUCUAAAUUCAUCUAUUCAGUCUGUAAAAGCUACGUUAGAUGUUGCUUUUGUUCCCCUGAAGGAACUUGCAGACUUGCCUCAAAAUAAAAGCUCUCUAGAAAAUAUUGUUUGCGAACUGAGGUGCAAGUCUGUCUACUUGGGUACUGGCUGUGGUAAAAGUAUGGAAAAUGCCAAAGCAGUGGCUUCAAGAGAAGCUUUGAAAUUAUUCCUCAAGAAGAAAGUUAUUGUGAAGAUAUGUAAAAGAAAAUACAAAGGUAGUGAAAUUGAAGAUUUGGUGCUUCUGGAUGAAGAGUCAAAACCUUCAAAUUUGCCUCCAGCUUUAAGAAAUCCUCGUGAGAUCUUGUAGGGGAGAAUCACUGUUUGUACUGUGUAUAGUGUUUCAACACAAGGACUGAAGGUUAAUUUUGUACUUUGAAAAUGUAGGCUUCCAGAUAUUUUGUAUUUCUUUCUCAGUUUUGCAAGACAAUGAUAGUUCUUUCACUUGGUAGCAAUUGUAUAAAACUUGUUAGAGAUGACAAGUGCGCAUUUAAAGGUAUUGCCUUAAUAUACAGCACGCUAGUGUGCUGUUGUAUUUGCAAAAUAGUCUACCUAACUCUUCUAUUUUUAAUUAAAUAUUAAGGUACAAUUUGCUGUUUAAAACCUGACGUUUUUGUAAUUCUUACAAUUUGAUGGUAGUGUGCUCAAUUGUCUACCAUAUCUUUUCUAGGCUUGUAGAAGUGUGUACAUAGGGACCAUAAUACUUGAAUAAUUGAAAGUUGUUUAAAAAUUUCAAUCAAAUUUGAAAUAUAUGUUUCAGGCUUGUUGCUCAUAAUGUUCACUGUUGCUCAUACUAGGAGAGAAAGUAGUUGGUUGGCUAUUUUUAUGGGAUGUUUUCAUAACACUUGCAAUAUAAGUGACGUCCUGAUCCCAUUUAACAUUAUGCUAUCAGGUUAGAGCCCUUUUAAUAUCACAUUGGCAAAUUAGCAAUUAGCAGUCAAGUCACAGCUAUUUCGGCCACCAAAACUGUAAGCAGAUUUAAUUUAUAUGGUGAAGUAUCAUUUACAGUUUUGUUUGGUACUUUUUUUUCCAAAUGAACAUGGAUUUCUAUACUAAGUAUAUUUUGACUGCUACUAGAACAAUAAAACCUCUGCGAUAAGCAUCUAUAGUAUUUUGGUUUUGGCUACUAAGUAUUCCAGCCAUUUCAAUAACAUUGCAACACCUUCAGUAAAGCUUUACAUUGAGUAACUUCAAGGUGUAAUCCCACAAGAAUUAGUUGGUUUCUUUAGAUGUGUAGCUGAAAUACUGUAAAACUAAUAGAGGGGACCUGUAGAAUAUGAAUUUCAACUUUUGUAACACCAAGGUAAGCAAAAUGAAAAUGUUGCUGUCUGCUGGAGGCAGCAAGCAUAUUGUAAAGCAUUCAUUCUAAUCAAGCCCUUCCUUUGCUACAUUUUUACUCCCUGUACAGAAUAGUUUGAGGCAAAGUGGGAGAUUACCUUUUAUUUUCAAUGUUGCUGAAAUACCUGCACAAACUGCAUGUUUUGGUAUAUUGGAUAAUGACAUGUAAUUGUAAAAACAUAAUGUCUUCAGUGCUAUUUUGAAUUAAUCUUGUCCUAUUACAGUAGUUAGCAUCAUUUAGUGGUGUCCUUACACUUGACUGACAGAUCCAUUGAUCAAGUGCUAAAGGAAUGAAUAGGAGUUUCUGGGAUCUCAGUAGUACAUGCGUCCACUUUCAGUUCUUUUGUAAGUUUUGGGACUAAACCACAGUGGUGUUUACGCUGUGCCCUGUGUGCUUUUGAACAGCAGUGGCUGUCCAGUCCAUAGCACCAGAGGCCUGCAAGGCGCUCGCACUUCCCGAUGGCUGGUUGAGAACUUCCUCCUGACCCCUGUGCUUCUGUGCCCUCGGUCGCCCUUCGCCCUAGUUAGAUUUCUCAGGAGUUCCCCCUUGGCGUUCCUGGAGCACCACCUGGCGUUCGGAAUGCAGUGUGCUAAAUUGCGUCUUGGUGCAAGAAUUGGUGUCUGCUUCUAGCGCAGGGCAAGCUCCGUGCUGUGGUUAGGAGCUGUGAUAUUCAUGAUGGGAAGUGUGAGAUCUGUUUUCAAGUCCUUACCCUGUUCAGGUAGACACAGGUAAGGACUGUGCUUGUGAGCCAGGAGUUGCAUCCUGUGCCCUCUGCUGUUAGUUCGGUCAUCUCCGGAUCUCUGGUUCAGAAUUGCAGCACAUGCUGUAAUGUGAAAACCCGUGUUUCUCGUCUGUAAAGCAAAGCUCUCAGUAUUCACUGACCUCAAGGGGCUGUUAGGGCAACUGUGUUAAAAGGCUGAGGUGCUAGAUGCCUUUUUUUAAAAGACCUGACUUAGAAUUACUUUUUAAAAAAUUUUGAAUGUUAUUCCUCUUUGAUGUUUGGUUGUGAAUCAUUAAAGAACAAGUCUGUAGCUACUCUUAACAGAAA